UGCUACACAAGUACAAUGACCAUGAAACUACAAGCCACUUCUACCUUGUUCUCCCUUCUUGUUCUGGCCCUAUUUUCUUCCUCUGAAGCAGGGAAAAUUGCCAUAUAUUGGGGCCAGAACGGCAAUGAAGGAGUCUUAACCCAUACCUGUAUCACUAACAAAUAUGGUUAUGUCAACAUAGCCUUUCUCAAUAAAUUUGGCAAUGGUCAAACCCCUGGAAUCGACCUCGCCGGCCAUUGCAACCCUGCAUCAGGUGGAUGCAAAGCUGUUAGCAUCGGCAUCAAAAACUGCCAAAAUCAUGGUAUCAAAGUGAUGCUAUCGAUCGGCGGUGGCUUCGGGAGCUAUUCUCUAUCAUCUAGAGCAGAUGCUAAAAAUGUUGCAGACUAUCUAUGGAACAAUUUCUUGGGUGGUCAGUCAUCUUCACGUCCUCUAGGGGAUGCUGUGUUGGAUGGAAUUGAUUUCGAUAUUGAACUUGGUUCGAACAGUUAUUACGACGAUCUUGCUCGUUAUCUGUCAUCUUACAGCAACAGAGGAAAGAAAGUUUACCUAACUGCAGCUCCUCAAUGUCCAUUCCCAGAUGAUCGUCUUGGGAAUGCACUGAAUACAGGGCUUUUUGACUAUGUUUGGGUUCAGUUCUACAAUAAUCCUCCUUGCCAGUAUCGUGCUGGGAACACUAAUAAUCUCAUAAAUUCGUGGAAGCAAUGGACUACAUCUAUAAAGGCAGGGUCCAUAUUUUUGGGGUUGCCGGCGGCACCCGCGGCUGCCAGGAGUGGAUAUAUUCCGGCGAAUGUGCUUACUUCUCAAGUGUUGCCGGCGAUAAAGGGUUCAGCCAAGUACGGAGGUAUUAUGCUGUGGUCAAAUUAUUAUGAUGAUAAGAAUGGAUAUAGUGACUCCGUUAAGGCAAGUGUAUAAUUAUAUAUAUGUGGGUUGGCUGAGUCCUAAGUUUGUGUCCGGUAAGAAUAAGAAUGGAUGUAGUAACUGCAUUUAGAAAAGUGUAUAAUUAUGUGGAUUGGCUGGCUCAUAAGUUUGCGUUUUGUAGAAUAAGAAUAUUAUGAUGAUAAGAAUGGAUAUACAAACUCCAUUCAUCAGAAGAGUGCAUAAUUAUGUGGAGCAAUGCUAUAAAUCCCAAAAAUUGUCACUUAUUUUAAUUCUCGAUCUAUGUGACACGAAAGUGUAGUGUGAUGUAAUAUACAUUCCAAAUCAUUAUAUAAGAUUUGUACAAUA
Molecule: messenger RNA, 1224 nt
Organism: Tripterygium wilfordii
Lineage: Eukaryota; Viridiplantae; Streptophyta; Magnoliopsida; Celastrales; Celastraceae
Product: hevamine-A-like
Exons: 1
Coding region: 16-912 (298 amino acids)
Biological process (GO): carbohydrate metabolic process
Cellular component (GO): extracellular region
Molecular function (GO): chitinase activity
Source: RefSeq, a predicted model, not a curated record